AUGGACCCUGCAUUUACACACCGGUACGGCCUGUCCGACAACGGCUUCCUGCCACCCCAGCUGCCACUGGCCACGCUGCCCGACCCGUACUACGCACCAUGGGAGGCCAUCAUCCGCCAACUGCCGGCCCUGCUGCAGGCAAACCGUCUGCGGAACGAGGUCGACCGGCUGCCCAUCCUGUCGGUGCAUGCCCUGCGGUCCGAGCCUGAGUGGCGCCGGGCGUACGUGAUCCUGGCCUUUCUGACGCACGCGUACAUCUGGGGCGACGACGUCGUGGCGGACGUCCUGCCUCCAUGCAUUGCCGUGCCCCUGCUGGCCGUCGCCGACCACUUGGAACUGCCGCCCGUGGCCACCUAUGCGGCGCUGAACCUGUGGAACUUUACCACUGAGGGGGCCGGCGACAUUCCCUUUGACCAGCUCGACCGCCUGCGCGCCCUCCACACCUUCACGGGCACCGAGUCCGAGUCGUGGUUCUAUGUUGUGUCGGUCGCCAUGGAGUACCGUGCGGCCAAGAUCGUGCCUGUCUUGCUGGACGCCCAGACUGCCAGCACAGACGACGACAUCCCAAAAGUGACGGCCGCCCUCCGCCGGUUUGUCCCCUGCGUCCAGGACAUCGGCCGCCUCCUCGACCGCAUGCACGAGCGCUGCGACCCGUCCGUCUUCUUCUUUCAGAUUCGGCCCUUUCUCGCGGGCAGCAAGCACAUGGCCGCGCAAGGUCUGCCCCAGGGCGUGUUCUACGACGAGGGCGACGGCUGCGGCGCCUGGCGGCAGCUGCGCGGCGGCAGCAACGGCCAGAGCGCGCUUCUCCAGUUCUUUGACAUUGUGCUGGGCGUCGAGCACACCUCGAAUGGUUGUCACGGGCCCGGCGCCAACGACAACGCCCGAGAACAAGGCUUCCACGAAGAAGUUCGCGGUUACAUGCCGGGCCCGCACCGGCGGUUCCUGGAACACGUCGCUGCGAGGCCGAGCAUCCGACACUUUGUCAUGCAGGCCACACAAGGUGCGGCGCUGACCGACGACCAGAGGCAGCUGGCCGCAGCAUUCGAGGACACGACAAAGGCGUUGGCCGCGUUCCGCGACAAGCACCUGGCCAUCGUCGCGCGGUACAUCAUCCUCCCGUCGCGCCAGAAGGCCGCCGUGGAGGCAAAGACCACAGCAGCCGACGAGUCUGCCCCCAAACUGAGAGGGUUGGCGCACAUGCCCUCGAGAACAGACGGCGCCGAGAUUCUCACGGGCACCGGUGGAACGGAGCUCAUGCCGUUUUUGAAGCAGACGCGCGACGAAACGCUCCAGGCAGGGGUCUUGAUGGCACCCAUGUCACGAGACGACUAA
Molecule: messenger RNA, 1332 nt
Organism: Sporothrix brasiliensis 5110
Lineage: Eukaryota; Fungi; Ascomycota; Sordariomycetes; Ophiostomatales; Ophiostomataceae
Product: indoleamine 2,3-dioxygenase
Exons: 1
Coding region: 1-1332 (443 amino acids)
Biological process (GO): 'de novo' NAD+ biosynthetic process from L-tryptophan
Cellular component (GO): cytoplasm
Molecular function (GO): heme binding; indoleamine 2,3-dioxygenase activity; metal ion binding
Source: RefSeq, a predicted model, not a curated record